Messenger RNA from Miscanthus lutarioriparius, 1446 nucleotides. NCBI's taxonomy places the organism in Eukaryota, Viridiplantae, Streptophyta, Magnoliopsida, Poales, Poaceae. The record is from the annotation of a GenBank genome assembly.
AUGUCGACCACGCCGGCGGCGGCGGCUACCAUAUCCGUCGAGUAUGCCAAGUCCGGGCGCUCAACCUGCAAGGGUUGCAGCGGGGCCAUCGCCUCCGGGGCGCUCCGCCUCGGCGCCUCUGCGCGCGACCCCCGUGGCUUCGACGCCACCAAGUGGUACCACGUCUCCUGCUUACCCUCCUCGUCGCACCCGCUCGGCCCCAUCGAGAGUAUCAAGGGGUUCGACUCCGUUAAGGACCAUGAUCGUGAGGAAUUGCGAGAGCUAGAGAAGAAUCAUAAAAGAGACAAUCCUGCAGUCAGCUCUUUGGAGGAACCAAGUCCAAAGACAGCAAGGAUUCAGAUGUCUUCACCUGCAGAGGGGGUGCCAGAUAAGGUAACUGUCUCUGUUGAGUACGCGAAGUCUGGCCGCUCUACCUGCAAGGGCUGCAGCGAGAAUAUUGCCAAAAGUGCCCUCCGCCUUGGUGCCUCUGUUCAUGAUCCCCGUGGCUAUGAAAAUACCAAGUGGUAUCAUGUUGUGUGCUUCCCUACAUCAUCAUACCCAUUAUUUCCAAUGGAGAAUCUGAAGGGGUUUGAUUCAAUCGAGGAUCAUGACCGUGACAAGUUGCGCAAGUUGGAGGAGAAUCACAAGAGUGAUAGAAAUGUGGCUGAUGAAUUGAAUGAGUCAAAUCUGAAGAAAGAAAUGGCUCGCAGCAUGGAGGACUCAAAAGAAGGUGCUGACAAGGAUCUGGAAGGUGUAAAGGUUCACUGCAUGGGGGAGUCUGAAGAAGGUGCUGAAAAGAACCUGGAAGAAGCAAAGAAGUUGCCUGCAGGGAACAGAACGAUUGGUCCAUCGAUAUCCUUUUCACUUUCUGAUAUCAAGAAAGAAUACAAGGAUGCUACCCUUCCUGCUCAUUGGAAGGUUUUUGAUACAGUUAUCUUCCGUGAGCAGGAAGAUGGCCUUCAUGCUUCAUCUAAGAUUGCUGCAUUUGAUUUUGAUGGAUGCCUUGCCAAGACCAGUGUGAGGAGGGUUGGUGCAGACCAGUGGUCUUUACAGCAUAAAUCAAUUCCAGAAAAAUUGCAAAGACUGUACAAUGAUGGUUACAAGCUGGUCAUAUUCACCAAUGAGUCAAACAUUGAGCGCCAUAAGAACAAGCGACAGAAAGCUGUUGACUCCAAAGUUGGUCGCCUUGAUAACUUUAUUGAAUGUGUUAAAGCCCCUAUUCAGGUUUUCAUUGCUUGUGGUUUAGGGAAAGGAAAAGAUAUUCCAGAUCCAUACCGCAAACCAAAUCCUGGAAUGUGGUGGUUGAUGGCUCAGCAUUUCAAUUCUGGAAUCGAAAUUGACAUGGAUCGAUCUUUCUAUGUCGGUGAUGCUGCUGGGAGAGAGAAGGAUCAUAGUGAUGCAGAUAUAAAAUUUGCUAAGGCCAUCGGUCUCAAGUUCCAUGUUCCCGAGGAAUACUUCGGUUGCUAG